Messenger RNA from Antrostomus carolinensis (chuck-will's-widow), 1303 nucleotides. RefSeq names its product nck-associated protein 1. The annotation marks the transcript as partial. The record is from RefSeq and is a predicted model, not a curated record. Gene Ontology annotation, biological process: cell projection assembly; neuron projection morphogenesis; cell morphogenesis. The transcript has 12 exons. Gene Ontology annotation, cellular component: SCAR complex. Lineage: Eukaryota; Metazoa; Chordata; Aves; Caprimulgiformes; Caprimulgidae.
AUGUUUGUGGUGACCAUGGAGGAGCCCUCGAUGCUGCGCUACAGCGUCGCCUUCCCCCUGCUCUGCAGCCACUUCUCCCGCUGCAGCCACCCCAUGUGCCCAGAGGAGUAUCCUCACCUGAAGGCUGUAGCCCUGGGGAUGUGCAACAAGUUCCUGGAGGAGAUGGCCCGACAGGCCAGUGCCUGCAUCAUGGAUGCUUGUGCUGAGCAGCACAACCUCAGCGAGCAGCUGCUGCCCAAGCACUGUGCCUCCACCGUCAGCAAAGCCCGAAACAAGAAGAACCUCAAGCAGCCGACCAAGAAGGGGGAGCCUGAGCGGGACAAGCCGGGGGCCGAGAGCCAUCCCCCCCACCCCAGCAUGGACAAGCUGCACCUGAUACUGGCCGAGCUGUCCCUGAGCCUCAACCACGUCCCCAACUUCACUAUCUUUGAGCACACGGUGACACCAGCCGAGUACCUCAGCAGCUACCUGGAGACUCGCUUCACCAAAGCCAUUGUGGCCAUGGCUGGCUACAGCCAAGCCACGCAGGAGGUGGCCCGUCCCUCGGAGGGGCUGGUGGGACUCAACACCUCCCUGUUGGGUGUCCACAGGUACCUGGAGGCUCUGCUGCGUCAGGCCAGCACGGGGACCAUCGUCCUGGCCCCGGCUCUCCAGGCUUUCACCACGGUGACCCGGGAGGGUGAGACCCACUUCAGCGCCGCUGAGUUCUCUGAUGUCUCAGCUGAAAACGUCCUGAAGCGCAUGACCAUCAUCGGGGAGAUCCUCAGCUUCCGUGCCAUGGCCCAGCAGGGCCUGCGGGAGGUCUUCUCCCACCACUGCCCCUUCCUGAUGGGCCCCAUCGAGUGUCUGACGGACGUUGUCACCCCUGACACCGACAUCCAGGUCACCCUGAGCAUCUUUGAGCUGGCCUCGGCCGCGGGGAUCCCCUGCGAGGUUGACCCCGCGCUGGUCAACGUCCUCGCUGGCAGCAAGACGGAUGGCUCGUCCCCAGAGGAGGACUACAAGGUGGCCUGCUUGCUCCUGGUCUUCGUGGCCGUGUCCCUUCCCCUGCUGGCCUCUGACCCAGCGUCUGUCUACAACACCGAGGUGGACGGCUACAACAACAACAUCCACUGCCUGGCCAAGGCCAUCAUCCAGGUGUCGGCCGCGCUCUUCACCGUCCACAACAAGAACAUCGAGACCCACCUCAAGGAGUUCCUGCUGUUGGCCUCUGUCAGCCUCCUGCAGCUGGGCCAGGAGAUGGACAAGCUCCGAGCCAGGAACCGCGACUCCAUCUCCCUGCUCAUGCAGCUGGUGAACGACG